AUGGCAUGCCUUGCUCUGGACAUUGUUGAUGUUUUGUUUAAAUGUUUAGAUGGAUCCGUCGUAAGUAACACUGCCAUGUGCGGUAAAAUAAAAACUCGAGAAAGCGAGAGGAUUUUAUAUGAUUUUUUUGGUUUGAACCGGCAGAUCCAGGCAAAUUUUACGGGUGGGAAGGUAAACAUUUUAACUGGAAAAAGGGGCUUUUUUCGUCAAAAUUUUUCUGUGAAACACUGCUUUUUAUCCAUACCGACAAAGGUAGUUUAUGUUAGCAAAGGUGCUCCAGGUCAAGAAGGAAAGCGAGGCAAAAAAGGAGAUCAGGGGGAGCCAGGGCACAAUGGACUCCCGGGUCGCAAAGGUGAUUGUGGCAUCUUCUUAAAACAGGAACAGCCAUCCAACACAGCCGCCUACAGCCAUAAGACACCAAAACGUUCAGUGAAACUCCACGACGGAUCGUUCGGAUACAUCGAAGUCCUCAAGCUGAAGGGAGCCAAGUAUGAAAUAAUAACUUUGAAAGGCGAGCCGGGUAGGCCGGGCACUCCAGGUAAGGAUGGAUUACCUGGGAGACAGGGCCAUCCAGGAGAAAUGGGCAAACGAGGCUUUCCGGGUUUAAAAGGCGAUCCCGGUGAACAAGGACCGAAAGGAACUUCCGCAUUCACCCCGUCAGACGUUCAGCAUAUGUUGAACCAAGCUAGCAUCGUUCUCCCUCAGGGUCCGCCUGGGGCUCCUGGCAAAAAGGGUGAUUUGGGAGCACCGGGAAUGAAAGGUGAAAAGGGCAACAGAGGAAAAAAAGGAGAUGACGGUUAUCCAGGUUUAAAAGGUGACAAGGGAACCGCAGGCAAUAUGGGAUCUUGGGGUCCGCCUGGUCCUAAAGGAGAUGCCGGUGAAAGAGGAGAACAUGGAAUCCAGGGUCCCAUCGGCCCACCUGGACAUCCUGGAUUGGCAGGUAAAAACGGACAGCCAGGACCGCAAGGCCCACCAGGUCACCAAGGAGCGAAAGGUGAAAGAGGAGAUGAAGGAAGUCCAGGUGUUGAUGGAAUGAUUGGUCCACCUGGAUUACCUGGCCCACCUGGUGAGCCCAACAUUUUGACAACAAGUGAUAUGGAAAGUGGGGUCUUUCAUGUUAGAGGUCCUCCUGGCCCACCCGGUCCAAUGGGUCCUAGAGGUGUUCAAGGAGUAGCUGGAAUUAAAGGUGAAAGAGGUUUCACCGGAGAAAAAGGAGAUAUGGGUGAAAAGGGCGAACGGGGAGAACAAGGGCCGCUGGGUGUCGAUGGAAUCAAUGGUACAAUGGGACCAACUGGUCCGCAGGGAAUGAAGGGUGAACGUGGUGAUCCUGGUGUUAAAGGAGACCCAGGAAUUAUGGGCUUUCCAGGAACACUGGGCUUACAGGGAGAAAAAGGCGAAAUGGGACCUAGGGGUUUACGCGGUAGGAGAGGCAGGAAGGGUGACACUGGAGAAUCGGGCAUGCCGGGGUUGGAUGGCUUAGAUAGGCUUUGUCCAGUUGGUGAUGAUGGCCACCCGUUGGCCACGUGUUUUAAUAACAUAUUUAACACUUAAAACCUGAAAAGAAAUGGAAGGGCAAGCAAAAAUUUCGUGGUCGAAGUUCAGUUGUGAAUUAUAACUGAAAGUUGUUCGUGCCAUCCUGAUUCUGUUUCUUUUUCUUUUUUUCUAGUUUUCUCUUUCACUCUUUUACGUUUGAAUAGAUUUCAAAAUGUUUUUUCACUUUUGAUUCGUCUGUUGUUUUUAGAAUAUAUAUAUAUAUAUAUAUAUAUAUAUAAGGUCGCUGCUAUAUAUAUAAUUUUAUAAUUUUAUCCUUGUUUCUUAAUAAGUUGUUUGCAUGUGCUCCUUGAAAAGAACCAAUUGGAAAAAUGUUUAUACUCCAUUCAACCUCCGUUAUCGAACUCAUCGAAAUGUGUGUGUGUGUGUGCGGAGUGUGUGUGUUUGUUUAUGUGUUUUACUAUUAACUUAACUAUGCAUGGGCAACUGAUAUUUUGCCUGAUGAACACGUACCGAUAUAAAAGAUGUUUAUUUA
Molecule: messenger RNA, 2026 nt
Organism: Helobdella robusta
Lineage: Eukaryota; Metazoa; Annelida; Clitellata; Rhynchobdellida; Glossiphoniidae
Exons: 29
Coding region: 1-1551 (516 amino acids)
Source: RefSeq, a predicted model, not a curated record